Plectropomus leopardus (leopard coralgrouper) is the source of this 1485-nucleotide messenger RNA. RefSeq names its product glycerophosphodiester phosphodiesterase domain containing 1 (gene gdpd1). Gene Ontology annotation, molecular function: phosphatidylcholine lysophospholipase A1 activity; phosphoric diester hydrolase activity. Gene Ontology annotation, cellular component: endoplasmic reticulum membrane. Lineage: Eukaryota; Metazoa; Chordata; Actinopteri; Perciformes; Serranidae. The record is from RefSeq and is a predicted model, not a curated record. Gene Ontology annotation, biological process: glycerophospholipid catabolic process; N-acylethanolamine metabolic process.
UUUGGGCAAACUUCAGCAGCCUUCGCGUAGAGCACGCGAUUGCGCAUGCGCGUAUUUGACAGCGGCCGGCGUAUUGUCAGACAGCUGUGAGCGCACAGGAGCGUUCAGAGGACCCACGUCUUCAUCAGUUUAUCUUCAUUAAAAGAGCCUGCUGUACAGAUACCUGGACACGAGCUAACUCAUACCACACAUACGCAUACGAUUUGAUGAAAAAGCCAACUGAUAAGAGAUGUGUGCAGCUGUGUAUGUCCUGUCAACGGUAACGGGCUACGUGCUCACCUCUGCCCUGCUGCUGAAAUGCCCAAAUCUUUUGUACCGGAGGAAGCGGGAGACCUUUCUCAGCAGGCACAUUUCCCAUCGUGGAGGAGCAGGUGAAAACUUGGAAAACACCAUGGCAGCUUUCAAGCACGCUGUGGAUCUUGGCACAGACAUGCUGGAGUUGGACUGCCACCUGACAAAAGAUGAAGAGGUUGUGGUGUCACAUGAUGCCUGCUUGCAAAGGGCCUCGGGCAUCAACGCCCGCAUCUGUGACAUGCCGUACGCUGAGCUCCCUCCAUACCUCUGCAAGCUCGGUGUAACUUUUCAGCGGGAGUGUUUCUGUGAGGGAGGAGAGGACAAACGCAUCCCUCUCCUCAGGGACGUUUUUGAUGCAUUUCCCAAUACCCCUGUCAACAUUGACAUCAAGGUCAACAACGACACACUCAUCAAGAAGGUCUCUGAGCUGGUUGUUGAGUACAACAGAGAGCAUCUGACGGUCUGGGGCAACGCCAGCAACCAGAUUGUAAAGAAGUGUUACAGAGAGAAUCCUCGUAUCCCCGUGUUGUUCAGCUUUCCCAGAGUAUUACAGCUAUUAGGCCUCUUCUACACCGGCCUUCUGCCCUUUGUUCCCCUCAAGGAGCAGUUUCUGGAGAUCCCCAUGCCUUCGAUUAUCACCAAACUACAGGACCCGGACAGAUUAACUAGGAGUCAGCGAGUCAUGACCUGGCUGGCAGACACUUUGCUGAUGAGGAAAGCUUUGUUUGAGCAUCUAACUGCCAGGGGAAUACAGGUGUACAUUUGGGUGCUGAACGACGAGGAGGACUUCCAAAGGGCAUUUGACUUGGGAGCCACGGGAGUUAUGACAGAUUUUCCCACCAGGCUUAAAGACUUCAUGGACAGGAAUGGCAUUUGUAAGCCCCGGUGACCUGCCAAAAUCUACCUCACCCCCCCUCAUACACAACACCAGUGAUUAUCCUUCAACUUGACUGACCUAUCAAACCAGUGCCCCCCUAAGUGUACCCACUUUUACAGCAUGCAUUCCAGCGGGCCGCCUCUCAACAACAACCAGUUGUUGUACUGGUACACAAACCUGUGUAUUUUCAAUCACUUAAAAUACUUUAACAAGACACAUACUGUAUCUGCUAUUAGCUCCUUUAAGUUGUGUUGUUUACAGGUCCUUUGUUCCAUCACUAAAUACCCCCCCCCCCCCCCCCCCACCACCCCCCC